Messenger RNA from Lacerta agilis (Sand lizard), 1336 nucleotides. RefSeq names its product cytosolic 5'-nucleotidase 1A-like. Bases 71 to 1018 code for a protein of 315 amino acids. Gene Ontology annotation, biological process: adenosine metabolic process; nucleotide metabolic process. The transcript is spliced from 7 exons. The record is from RefSeq and is a predicted model, not a curated record. Gene Ontology annotation, molecular function: magnesium ion binding; nucleotide binding; 5'-nucleotidase activity. Gene Ontology annotation, cellular component: cytosol; cytoplasm. Lineage: Eukaryota; Metazoa; Chordata; Lepidosauria; Squamata; Lacertidae.
UUUCAAAUACUGGGUGUUUUGGAUGCCUGUGUUGUGUUGAGACAAGUUGCAUUUGCGAUUGAAGUGGAAGAUGGCAGACCUCGAAAGCACAGUCAUAAACACCAGUGUGACCCAGAAAGAUCCCAAGGAAGCUCUGGUCAUUGCUGUGACAACAAGGGCUAUUUUCAACCUGGAAAAGGAGCACGAGAUCUUUUUGACAAAGGGAAAGGAGGAGUACGUGAAGCAUCAGCAAACGAACGAGAACAACCCUUUGGAGCCAGGGACAGCCUUUGCUUUUAUCCAGGCAGCACAGUUUGUGAACAAGAAACUUCUUGAAAGAGACCCAGAGGAGAAGGAGCUCUUUGACAUGAUUGUCCUCUCCAAUAACAGUCCAGAGAGUGGUGUACGGGUCAUCAACAGUGCUAAGCAACACGGUCUGGAGAUCUCCAAGUUUUGUUUUGUCAGUGAUGAAGAUUCUACCCAGUACUUGAAAACCCACAAUGUGAUGCUUUUCCUCUCAGCUGACAUGACAGAUGUGUGCAAUGCGCUUCAGAGAGGAGUUUCAGCAGCACUCAUCUUCCAGCAGGAGAUACAGGCUCCCAGCACCCAGCUGCGCGUCGUCUUUGAUGGUGAUGCUGUACUCUUUUCAGACGAGACGGAGCGGGUCUUUCGUGAGAAGGGGCUGGAGGGGGCUGUAGAGUAUGAGAAAAAGAUGGAAAGUGUGCCCAUGGGAGAGGGCCCACUGAAAGCAUUUGCUUUGCAUCUUGGCAAGAUGCGCCAAAAAUUUGGCAAAGAGGACUCUCCCAUCCGCAUUUACUUGGUAACUGCCCGCAGUGGCCGUGACAUGGGCAUCCGGGCCAUAAAAACGCUUCGGGAAUGGGGCCUGGCAAUUGAUGAGGCCUUCUUCAUGGAUGGAGCACCUAAAGGCCCCAUACUCUCCAAGAUUCAGCCCCACAUCUUCUUUGACGAUGGUCUUCACAAUAUCCAGGGUGCCCAGGAUGUUGGCAUACCUUCUGCCUUGGUUCCUUGUGACUGCUAACAGGGACCACAUCAUGGCCCCAGUAUUGUGGUGGUUGAACGAAUUGAAGGAUGGCUGGGCAAAUCUUCAGACUGACAAGACAAAGUUGAAACGGCAUUGACUACAUUUAGGGACCAAGGGAACAAAACUGUUGCAUGAAAACACAGUGUUGGCUGCUUUGCUGCGAUAUAUUGUGAACAAAUCCAAAUAUAUGGACCCAUUUAACUUGAUCAGCAGAAAGCUCAUAAAGGAACAACGACUGAAGUAUAACUAAUUGACUUGAUAGCUAAAUGAACACCUUGAGAAAAUGGUGACUAGAAAAAAAACCAGAGUGAUUGC